AUAUGACCUUGUAUAAUAACACCUGUGGGCACUAUGUGUGUGUGUACAUUGUGUACUGUGUGUAGUCUACAUGUAAUGUACUUUAUACUGACUGUGAUGUGUUGUUGGCUACAUAUCUGUUUUCCUCAGGCCGCUGUUCGAGCCCAGAAAGGAGAAAAAGGAGAACAUGCUGUUCUAGAGCCUGGUAUGCUGAUCGAGGGACCUCCCGGAUCAGAGGGUCCUGCUGGUCUUCCCGGUCCCUCCGGCUCCUCCGGGCCUCCCGGCUCCGUAGGAGAUCCUGGCGAGAGGGGUCUGACUGGGAGGGCGGGGCUCUCUGGAGCUGAUGGUCUCCCUGGACCUCCUGGUACCUCCGUCAUGCUGCCCUUCCGCUUCGGCCAGAGUGGAGGAUCUAAGGGACCCUCGGUGUCAGCUCAGGAAGCUCAGGCCGCGGCCAUCUUGUCUCAGGCCAGGAUGGCGCUGAAGGGACCGUCCGGAGCCAUGGGCUUCACCGGCCGCCCCGGACCCAUGGGGAACCCUGGGAGUUAUGGGUUCAAGGGCGACGGCGGAGACCCCGGAGCCCAGGGCCCGAGGGGUCCUCAGGGGCUAUUGGGACCUCCCGGCAAAUCAGGAAGAAGGGGUCGUGCUGGAGCCGAUGGCGCCAGAGGCAUGCCAGGAGAGUCAGGGUCCAAGGGCGACCGUGGGUUCGACGGGCUGCCCGGUCUCCCUGGCGAUAAGGGCCACAGGGGCGACACGGGACCCAUGGGCCCACUGGGCUCUCAGGGAGAGGACGGAGAGAGGGGCGACGACGGAGAGCUGGGACAGCGAGGACUCUCAGGUGAACCCGGACCUCGUGGAUUGCUGGGACCUAAGGGCCCUCCUGGGAUUGGUGGACCUCCGGGCCGUCCGCUGGGUAACGACGGGACCCCACUGGACCCCAAGGGAAACCUGGGACCACAAGGAGAGCCAGGUCCUCCAGGCCAGCAGGGAACCUCAGGGACUCAGGGCAUGCCAGGACCUCAAGGAGCCAUUGGACCACCAGGGGAGAAGGGCCCCACAGGCAAACCGGGGCUCCCAGGGAUGCCCGGAGCCGACGGCCCCCCGGGUCACCCAGGAAAGGAGGGCCCCUCUGGAACCAAGGGGAACCAGGGCCCCAGCGGCCCCCAGGGGACGAUAGGGUACCCAGGGCCCCGAGGACUCAAGGGAACUCAAGGCAUUCGCGGUCUGAAGGGACACAAAGGAGAGAAGGGGGAGGAUGGUUUCCCAGGAGUUAAGGGAGACUUUGGAGUCAAAGGAGAGAGGGGCGAGCUGGGUGUCCCAGGCCCCAGGGGGGAGGACGGUCCCGAGGGGCCCAAGGGCCGCGUGGGGCCCCCGGGUGAACUGGGACCCAUCGGUCUGGUCGGAGAGAAGGGAAAACUCGGCGUUCCCGGCCUUCCUGGUUAUCCUGGAAGACAAGGGCCGAAGGGUUCUCUUGGAUUCCCUGGGUUCCCCGGGUCAAACGGAGAGAAGGGAGCCAGGGGUCUGGGCGGCAAAGCUGGACCACGAGGACAGAGAGGACCAACGGGACCCAGAGGACAGAGAGGGCCAAGGGGGGGUACCGGUAAAUCCGGAGCCAAGGGAACCUCAGGAAGUGACGGACCCCAUGGACCACUAGGAGAGAGGGGUCUGCCCGGCGCCCAGGGAGCCAACGGAUUCCCCGGACCCAAAGGACCUCCCGGCCCUCCAGGGAAAGACGGACUGCCCGGUCACCCAGGACAGAGAGGAGAAGUGGGUUUCCAAGGUAAAGUGGGACCACCAGGACCCCCUGGAGUUGUCGGACCUCAGGGCCCGUCAGGAGAGACCGGUCCAUUGGGAGAGCGGGGCCACCCAGGGCCCCCGGGACCCCCUGGGGAGCAGGGUCUGUCAGGACCUUCAGGGAAAGAGGGCACCAAGGGAGACCCCGGUCCAGCAGGAGGCCCUGGCAAGGACGGACCCGCAGGCCUGAGGGGCUUCCCUGGGGAGCGAGGCCUGCCCGGCACCCCCGGAGGCGGUGGUUUGAAGGGAAGCGAAGGACCUGCUGGACCCCCUGGACCCGCGGGGUCCCCCGGAGAGAGAGGAGGCGCCGGCACCGCUGGCCCCAUCGGACCCCCCGGCCGGCCAGGCCCCCAGGGGCCCCCCGGAAACGCUGGGGAGAAAGGAGGACCUGGUGAGAAGGGUCCUCUGGGGCCAGCAGGACGAGAUGGAGUCCAGGGGCCCGUUGGUCUGCCCGGAGCCGCAGGAACCCCUGGGGUGCCCGGAGAGGACGGAGACAAGGGUGAAGUUGGAGAGCACGGCCAGAAGGGGGCGAAGGGAGGCAAGGGCGAGCACGGCCCUCCCGGACCACCAGGACCUUUGGGCCCCGUGGGCCAGCCUGGAUCCGCUGGAGCCGACGGAGAGCUGGGACUCAGGGGGCAGCAGGGGCCGUUCGGCUCCAAGGGAGACGAAGGCUCCAGAGGGUUCCCCGGGGCCCCCGGACCCAUCGGACUACAGGGCCUUCCAGGACCCUCCGGAGAGAAGGGUGAGACCGGCGAUGUUGGACCCAUGGGCCCCCCCGGACCCCCUGGCCCACGCGGCCCUGCUGGUUCCAGCGGCGCUGAUGGUCCCCAAGGACCCCCCGGUGGGAUAGGUAACCCUGGACCCCUGGGAGAGAAGGGAGAGGCGGGUGAGGGCGGACCCCCGGGUAUUGGAGGAGAGCCAGGGAAGAAGGGUCCCCGUGGAGAGCGAGGGGAGAAGGGAGAGUCGGGGCAACCGGGACUAUCCGGUCCAUCCGGAGGACGAGGAAGACCAGGAGACGACGGACCUAAAGGAAACCCGGGUCCCGUUGGUUUCCCUGGCGACCCCGGACCCCCCGGAGAGCUCGGACCCAGAGGUCAGGACGGAGCCAAGGGAGACCGAGGAGAGGACGGAGAGCAAGGAGAAGCUGGUUCCCCGGGACCCACCGGAGAGAACGGACCCCCUGGACCUCUUGGGAAGAGGGGCCCUGCCGGAACCAAAGGACCCGAAGGAAGACAGGGGGAGAAGGGAACCAAGGGAGACUCCGGCGCUGUCGGCGCCCCAGGAAAGACGGGCCCCGUGGGGCCCCAGGGACAGCUAGGGAAGCCCGGAACCGAGGGCCUCAGGGGCCUGCCCGGAUCCGUGGGGGAGCAGGGGUCUCCUGGCCUGACCGGACAGAAGGGACCUCCAGGACCUCUGGGUCCUCCUGGUCUGCCUGGGCUGAGAGGAGAUCCAGGCUCCAAGGGAGUGAAGGGUCACCCGGGUCUGAUCGGUCUGAUCGGACCCCCCGGGGAGCAGGGCGAGAAGGGAGACCGGGGCAUGAUCGGCUCCCACGGCACCGGGGGACCAAAGGGAGAGACCGGUCUGUCUGGAGCCACCGGACCACUAGGACCCUCUGGACCCCCCGGUCUGCCUGGUCCUCAAGGAAUCAAGGGAGCGAAGGGAUCCAGUGGUGGAUCAGGACCCAAGGGAGAGAAGGGUAUACCUGGCGCUGCUGGACCCCCUGGCCCCCCCGGCGACGUCAUCCAGCCACUGCCCAUCCAGCGCAGCCCCAAGUCCAAGCGCUCCAUCGACGCCAGCAAGAUGAUGUGGGAGUCGGAGGCGGAGCAGGCGGACGCCCCCGGGGCGGCGGCGGCGGCGGGCGGCGAGGGCCUGGAGGAGAUCUUCGGCUCGCUCAACUCGCUGCGGCAGGAGAUCGAGACCAUGCGCUUCCCGCUGGGAACCCGGGACAGCCCCGCCCGCACCUGCCAGGACCUGCUGCUCAGCCAGCCAGGGCUCCCCGACGGAGAGUACUGGAUCGACCCCAACCAGGGCUGCUCGCGGGACUCCUUCAAGGUGUUCUGUAACUUCACCAGCGGAUCGGCCGAGACCUGCCUGUACCCCAGCCGGGCCAGCAACACUGUGAAGAUGGACACCUGGGAGACGGAGACCCCCGGGUCCUGGUACAGCAGCUUCGCCGCAGGAAGCAAGUUCUCCUACGUGGACGCCAGCGGGGAGCCGGUGGGCGUGGUCCAGCUGGGCUUCCUGAGGCUGCUGAGCGUCCAGGCGCGUCAGAACCUCACCUACCACUGCCAGCGUUCCGUGGCCUGGGCCGACCGCAGCGCCAAGGACGGCCACCAGAGGGCGCUGCAGCUGCAGGCCGCCAACGACGAGGAGCUUAGCUACCAGACCUACCCCUACAUCAAGGCCCUGGUGGACGGCUGCUCUUACCGUAAGGGCCUGGACCGGACGGUGCUGGAGGUGAACACGCCACAGGUGGAGCACCUUCCUCUGAUGGACGUCAAGGUGACAGACUUUGGGGAGAGCAACCAGCAGUUUGGUCUGGAAGUCGGACCUGUUUGCUUCCAGGGCUAAACACACACACACACAAGCACACACACACACACAAUGACCAAGAACCACACACACACACACACACACGCAUGCACUUAGAGAUACAUGUCGACAUGGUAACAGCUGCCCUACUAAUUUGUAAAUUAUCUUGUAAAUGAUAUGAAACACACACACACACACACACACACACACACACACACAUCAUAGAGCACCUAAACACACUUCUAUAGACACAAACUCAGACACGCUCAUAAACACACACUCUUUUUGGGAGACAACCAAUCACUCGCCUUGGGGGAAAAAGACCCCUCCCAACUUCAAAAUGGACGCCAACCCAUGGGGACCUCGGGAAGUGUCACGAAGAGGUCCGCAUCCAACGGCCAAUAGGAAGACAGAAGAGGACGGUUACUUCAGGAUGAAACGUGUUCUUCUGACAUCACAGAAUAAGCCCCGCCCCUUGUGGGAGGAGCAGGCGACUCGGUUUAGCCCCGCCCCCUUCUCCGCCCACUCUCCAAGCUGUCAGUCACUCCUCUCCUCCGCGCUGGACUCCUCCGUGAGAGAAGAUCGUUUCUCCACGCUAAUAACAUCUUGUUCGCUCUACUUUUGCUUUCGAUAUUUUAUUUACUAUUUAAAAAAAAAUACACUGCCUGCUUAAUCCAGAACAAAUAUACCCCUUCUAUCUUGCCGGUGUGUUGCAUUGUGGUUAAUGUAGUCCAAGUGGAGACAACAGGGAGGUGACCUUUAGGAGAAUCCAAAUGCCCAAGAGAGCAGCGUUAAGAACAGGACCAGCAGACCCCAGACCAGCUGUAGACCACCCCCCCCCCCCCCAGGGAGACGAAGGCAGUCCAGUCCAGUUGUACAGAGAUAGUAUUCUAUUGUAUUUAUUUAAAUAAGCCCAGCAGGGUGCUUUGGGAUCCAACUGAACCAGAACAUCAGGGGCUGCUUGGGGUCAUGACCCUAGUCCCCCCCCCCCCCCCGCCCCGCCCCAUAUCGUAUUCACUGGUCUGAAGGUUCUGUCAGCUGGGGCUGCUUAGGUCCCACCUGGUCCCAUGACCUCGGGGUUCCAUCAGGGGGGAGGAGGGGGGAGGUAGAGGGGGGAGGUAGAGGGGUCCGUAUGGCAGGGAGGAGUGGGUGGUUCCCUUCCCCAAGAGUCCGGAGAACCGCCCAGAACCGGAUCCAUUAUGUUUAUUAUUUUUGUUGGAGAAACAAUGUUUUGACAACAAUCAUGGUGCUGGAAAAAAGAAAAAGUAUUAUUUUAUAAUGUGUGUAAGUAAUUUUUUUAAAUUCUUGUUUCUGUAAUAUAUAACCUUUUUAAAAAGAGUCGCUGUUGUGUCGCCUGUUUCUCUUUUAAAAAGGUCGCCCAAAUAAACCAAUAAAAAGCAGAAGAGGUUUACAAAACAAUGUUGCUGGAUG
This is a messenger RNA of Gadus chalcogrammus (walleye pollock), 5733 nucleotides long. RefSeq names its product collagen alpha-2(XI) chain-like. The transcript is spliced from 57 exons. Bases 34 to 4341 code for a protein of 1435 amino acids. NCBI's taxonomy places the organism in Eukaryota, Metazoa, Chordata, Actinopteri, Gadiformes, Gadidae. Gene Ontology annotation, molecular function: extracellular matrix structural constituent; heparin binding. The record is from RefSeq and is a predicted model, not a curated record.